Molecule: messenger RNA, 1638 nt
Organism: Medicago truncatula (barrel medic)
Lineage: Eukaryota; Viridiplantae; Streptophyta; Magnoliopsida; Fabales; Fabaceae
Exons: 4
Coding region: 1-1638 (545 amino acids)
Source: RefSeq, a predicted model, not a curated record
AUGAGUAGUGUGGUGGCGGAGACGCAGUCUGCUUUUGUUAAAAAUCGCCAAAUUCUUGACGGUAUCCUUAUUGCAAAUGAGGUAGUUGAUGAGGCUCGUAAGGAUAAAAAGGAGCUCAUGUUAUUUAAAGUGGAUUUUGAAAAAGCAUAUGAUUCUGUUGACUGGGGCUAUUUGGAUUCGGUUAUGAAAGGCAUGUCUUUUCCGGUUCUGUGGCGGAAGUGGAUUCGUGAGUGUGUGGGUACUGCCACAGCUGCUGUUCUUGUUAAUGGCAGCCCUACUGAUGAGUUUCAUUUUCAGAGAGGCUUGCGUCAGGGGGAUCCUCUUUCCCCUUUUUUGUUUUUGCUUGCGGCCGAGGGCCUUAACGUUUUGAUGAAAGCUAUGGUCGAGAAUAAUUUAUUCAAGGGGUUUUUGGUUGGUUCGGGUAAUCAGGUUGAGGUGACUCAUCUUCAAUUUGCGGAUGAUACUCUGUUAUUAGGAGAAAAAAGUUGGGCUAAUGUGAGGGCCCUUCAUGCUGUUCUUAUUUUAUUUGAAUCUUUGUCUGGCUUGAAAGUAAAUUUUAAUAAAAGUUUGUUGGUGGGUAUUAAUAUUUCUGAUUCGUGGUUGUUUGAGGCAGAGUCGGUUUUAAGCUGUUGGGAUACUUUGUGUUCUAAAAAGAAGUAUGGAGGUUUGGGGGUGAGGAGAUUGAAGGAGUUUAAUAUUGCUUUACUAGGUAAAUGGUGUUGGAGGAUGUUAGUGGAUAGAGUAGGGUUGCGGUAUCAGGUUUUAGUCGUCCGUUAUGGCGAAGUAGAUGGGAGGUUGGAGGUGGGGGGCUGGAGUGUUUCUUUGUGGUGGCGGGAGGUAGGCAGGAUUCGUGACGGGGCUGGUGACUUAGGUGGCGGGUGGUUCGGUGAUAGUGUUAGACGGAGGGUGGGUGAUGGUACUGCGACGUUGUUCUGGUCGCAUAGGUGGCUUGAAGGUUCUCCGUUUUGUGUGCGGUUCCCCCGAUUGUUUGACUUAGCAGAGAACAAAACCAUUACGGUAGCCUCUUUGUUCUAUUUGGGUACGGAGCAGGAGGGGGAGGGGUGGAGAUGGAGGCGUAGACUAUGGGCGUGGGAGGAGCUUCUUCUAGAGGAGUGUAGGGCGUUACUAUUUGAUAUCUCUCUGGUUCCUAAUGUUUCAGAUACUUGGGAGUGGCUUCCGGAUACUGCAGAGAGAUAUUCUGUUCCGUUGAAGGUUUCUGUUUUUGCGUGGCGGCUUAUUCGAGAUCGAUUACCAACGAAAGCAAACCUGGCGACUCGUGGUGUUAUUUCCGCAAAUGAUAUCUUUUGUGUGUCUGGUUGCGGUCAUGUGGAGACAGCUGAUCAUUUAUUUUUAUCUUGUAAUACGUUUGCAUCUCUGUGGCAGCAGGUGCGUGAUUGGAUGGGUAUUUUAGGAGUGGAUCCUAUCAUCAUUACAGAUCAUCUGGUGCAGUUUAUUCAUUUGGCAGGUGUUGGUAAAGCUAAAAGAUCGUUCUUACAGCUUAUUUGGCUUUUGUGUUCGUGGGUUUUGUGGAGUGAACGUAACAACCGUCUUUUCAAUAAGUCUGUUAAUCUUGUCCCUCAAUUGUUAGAUAAGAGAUGGUGGUCAGACCCUUUUGCUUGUUUAGGUUUGGCUAGCUAG